Molecule: messenger RNA, 3150 nt
Organism: Brassica napus (rape)
Lineage: Eukaryota; Viridiplantae; Streptophyta; Magnoliopsida; Brassicales; Brassicaceae
Exons: 9
Coding region: 1-3150 (1049 amino acids)
Source: RefSeq, a predicted model, not a curated record
AUGUCGGGAAAUAACAACAAUGUUAAUUUUCGAGAUUGGAUGUACAAGAGGAUCGAUGAACGGACGGGAAAUUUCUCGGAAGAGUUCGUAGCAGGGGUGGAUCAAUUCAUGACAUUCGCCAAUAGUCAACCUCUCGCACAAAGCAAUGGGGGAACAAGUCAUGUUGAUCCGACACAUUUUAGUGGUAAUGAAGAAGUUGGUACUGAAGAUAUAUAUGUUGAUAUGGGUAGUAGUUACCCGGAUGGUAGUUACCAGAAUGUAGUAGACGAUGCAUGCAACCAUUCAAAAAAGUUUUAUGAUUUGCUAGAAGGAGCAAAAAAUCCUUUGUAUGAUGGUUGUCAUGAAGGUCACUCGCAGUUAUCCUUAGCUGCUCGAGUUUUGCAAACUAAGGCAGAUUAUAAUAUGAGUGAAAAAUGUGUGGAUUCGGUGUGCCAAAUGCUGAAUGACUAUUUACCAGAUGGAAACAUGGCAACCGACUCAAACUAUGAGACAGAAAAGUUGAUGCGCAAUUUAGGGCUCCCAUAUUAUACAAUUGAUGUUUGUAUCAACAAUUGUAUGAUAUUUUGGGAAGAAGAUGAAAGGUGGGAUACAUGCCAGUUUUGUGGUGCAGAAAGAUGGAAGCCGAGGGACAAACGACGUAGAACGAAAGUACCAUAUAGCCGUAUGUGGUAUCUACCUAUAGCUGAUAGGUUGAAGAGAAUGUAUCAGAGCAAGAAGACUGCAGCGGCAAUGAGGUGGCAUGCUGAACACCAAGCAAAAGACGGAAAAAUGUGUCAUCCAUCUGAUGCGGCCGAGUGGAAAAACUUCCAAGGAAUACAUCCCCAGUUUGCCGAAGAACCGCGUAACGUUUAUCUUGGAUUAUGUACAGAUGGAUUCAAUCCAUUUGGGAUGUCUCAUAAUCAUUCGCUGUGGCCUGUGAUCUUGACUCCGUACAAUCUGCCCCCGGGUAUGUGCAUGAAAACGGAGUACUUGUUUCUUACAAUUCUAAAUUCUGGGCCAAAGCAUCCGCGAGCUAGUCUUGAUAUCUUCCUCAAACCUUUAAUUGCGGAGCUAAAAGAAUUGUGGUCAACUGGAGUUGAAGCAUACGAUGUGUCCUUGAAUCAAAAUUUUAACCUAAAAGCCGUGCUUCUGUGGACGAUAAGCGACUUUCCGGCGUACGGCAUGCUUUCCGGAUGGACGACCCAUGGUAAAUUGGCAUGUCCAAUUUGCAUGGAAGAUACAAAGGCUUUUUAUCUGCCUAAUGGAAGGAAGACGUGUUGGUUUGAUUGUCACAGAAGAUUUCUUCCUUGUAAUCAUCCACUAAGGAAGAAUAAAAAGGAUUUCUUGAAGGGAAAACACGCCUUAAAUGAAGUUCCACCUGAUUCUUUAACUGGUGAGCAAGUUUAUUCUGAACUAAAAGGUGUUGAACCACCAAAAACGUCUUCUUGCGGUGGAAACGGUCAUGAAAAGAAGAAGCUUGGAUAUGGAAAGACCCAUAAUUGGCACAAGGAAAGCAUAUUUUGGGAGUUGCCAUACUGGAAGGAUCUAAUUCUUCGACAUAAUCUUGAUGUGAUGCAUAUUGAGAAGAAUUUCUUUGACAACAUCAUGAAUACUCUUAUGAAUGUGAAGGGUAAAUCGAAAGACACAAUCCAGUCACGAUUGGAUAUAUCAAAGUUUUGUGAUCGUCCACACUUACAUGUUGAUGAUGAUGGUCAAGCUCCAUUUCCUCCCUACACAUUAGACGAAGCCGGGAAAAAAAGUUUAUUGGAAUGUGUGAAACGUGAAGUUAAAUUUCCCGACGGUUAUGCUUCAGACUUAGCUAAUUGUGUUGAUAUAGAAAACAACAAGUUCUCUGGCAUGAAGAGUCAUGACUGCCAUGUUUUUAUGGAGCGGCUACUUCCAUUUAUCUUUUCAGAGCUCCUUGACAAAAACGUCCAUCGUGCGUUAUCAGGUGUUGGAUUAUUUUUCCGUGACCUUUGCUCGAGAACUUUGCAGAAAGAUCGUCUCCAAAUUCUAAAGCAAAACAUUGUUUUGAUCAUCUGCAAUUUAGAGAAGAUCUUUCCACCAUCAUUUUUUGAUGUAAUGCAGCAUCUCCCUGUACACCUCCCAUACGAAGCUGAACUAGGAGGACCUGUCAAUUAUAGGUGGAUGUAUGUCUUUGAAAGGAAUUUCAAAAAGUUGAAAGCAAAAGCAAAGAACAAAAGAUUUGCUGCUGGAUCGAUUGUUGAAUCAUAUAUCAAUGAGGAGAUAGCUUACUUUACUGAGCACUACUUUGCUGAUCAUAUACAAACAAAAUCAAGGUUAACAAGAUUCGAUGAAGGUGAAGUUCCUGUGUAUCAUGUCUCCGGAGUACCUGAUAUAUUUACGCAUGCUGGUCGUCCAAGUGGGGAAAUGCAAGAAAUAUGGCUUUCCGAGAAAGACUAUAAUUGCGCACAUUCAUAUGUAUUGCGAAAUUGUGAUUAUUUUCAGCCAUUUGAGAGGAUGUUUGAAGAUUAUCUAUCUACAAAAUAUCUAGACCUCUCCGAGAAAGAACUCUCCACAAAGAGAGCUGACGAAUAUCAUACAUGGGUUAGUUACUGGAGUAAUACACAUAAGUUUCCUGUGUGGGUCAAAGAUGUCGCGAGUGGACCUGUGAAUAAGGCCAAAAGCUGGCCCAUCUACUUCAGCAGAGGUUUCUUAUUUCAUACGCAGAAACAUGGUGAGGGACGAAAGACUUGUAACUAUGGGAUAUGUGUUAAAGGAGAGAGUUAUACAAAUGCAUCAGAUGAAGCUGAUUACUACGGAAUCUUAACUGAUAUCAUUCAAAUUGAGUAUGAGGGGGCGGUGGAUUUGAAAAUCACACUUUUCAAGUGUAAAUGGUAUGACCCUAAAAUUGGCAGAGGCACUCGGCGGAGCAACGGUGGCAUCGUAGACAUUCUUUCAUCGAGGAAAUACUAUAAAUACGAACCAUUUAUUCUAGGAGAAUACGAAGACAAAGAACCGACACUGUUACAACAAGACAAUGAUGAUGCUGUAUUGAUGACUACAAUUGAAGAUCUAGCAGUCGACCAUUUGUCGCAUGUUCGAAGAGAACCGAUAAAUCUCGAUAUUGAUGUCGAAGAUGAAGAACCCGAAGAUGAAUUCCAAUGUAAUAAAUCUUCUUCUGAUGAUGAUGAUGAUGGUGCUUUUUAA